Molecule: messenger RNA, 666 nt
Organism: Pelmatolapia mariae (spotted tilapia)
Lineage: Eukaryota; Metazoa; Chordata; Actinopteri; Cichliformes; Cichlidae
Gene: cldn15a
Product: claudin 15a
Exons: 5
Coding region: 1-666 (221 amino acids)
Biological process (GO): bicellular tight junction assembly; cell adhesion
Cellular component (GO): plasma membrane; bicellular tight junction
Molecular function (GO): structural molecule activity
Source: RefSeq, a predicted model, not a curated record
AUGGAUCCAAUCGUGGAAGUGGUGGCUGUGAUUUUGGGGUUCAUCGGAUGGAUAAUGGUGGGGGUUGCGCUUCCAAACCGUUACUGGAGGACCUCCACUGUUGACGGAAAUGUCAUCACCACCUCUACAAUCUAUGAAAACCUGUGGAUGUCCUGCGCGACAGAUUCAACCGGGGUCAGUAACUGCAGGGACUUCCCUUCGAUGCUCGCUUUGAAUGGUUACAUCCAAGCGUCUCGUGCCUUGAUGAUUGCCUCGGUAGUGUUUGGCACAUUUGGACUGCUGGGCUCGCUGAUCGGGAUACAGUGCUCUAAAGCAGGAGGAGAAAACUAUGUUCUCAAAGGGAGGAUCGCAGGCACUGCUGGAGUACUUUUUAUGCUUCAAGGUUUGUGCACUAUGGUUGCAGUGUCCUGGUAUGCUUUCAAUAUCACUCAGAAUUUCUUUGACCCCUACUACCCUGGCACAAAGUAUGAGAUAGGAGAAGGGCUUUACAUCGGCUGGUGCUCUGCUGUGCUCGCCAUCGCUGGAGGAGCCGUUCUCACCUGCUCCUGCAAAUUGGGCACAGAGGAAAAAUACCCUCUACCUCAUGCAAGGGGAACUGUGUAUUCUGGACCAGCACCAACCAGAAGCCUGGCCGCCAGUACUUAUGGGAGAAACGCUUACGUCUGA